AUGUCGUCAGCCUACUUCCGUCUGAGCCUGUAAAAAGGUAAACAGACACAGUGAAAACGAGAUAGACAAACGUCUUUGUGUUAGAAUAUGUGCACAGAUCGAGAUUCAAAAGUGGUUUCUUGUAGGCCUACCAACUUAUUGUAUUGCAUAGAUCUAUGCUAAUCUAGAUCUACUUUAUCCUCAGUAUCUUACUUCAAUUGCAAGUAGUGUUUGAGACCAGAUUUCACUGGUAUCUAAAGACAACACAGUCUUGGCUUGAUAAUACGGUCAACACUUUACCGGCUAUAUUUGAUCUUUGAGUGGAUGUGGAUAUUGAAAAAGAAAAAGCAUUAGUGGACAAAGUUUCAAGACUAACAAAUCGCUCUUUGCCUAAUUGUCAGCCCUCACAUUAAAAAACCCUACAUACUGAUAGGGGGGGCCUCGCGCACACGACUGUCGUGGAUUCGCCUAACCGCCCGCACGCCGAAUCCCAAGGGUCCCCGGAGCGGAGACGCCAGUGCCCUUGCCUUUGGCUCCUGGGCCCCCUGGCCAACUGUAAGUUUACGCGCACGUCCAUUCGAUGUCUGAGGAGCCCCGGCAAAAUGGUGAAAACCUUCCAGGCCUACUUGCCAAACAAGUGUCAUCGCACCUAUAGUUGCGUGCACUGCAGAGCCCACCUCGCCAAUCAUGAUGAGUUGAUUUCUAAGUCUUUUCAAGGCAGUCAAGGCAGAGCCUAUCUCUUCAAUUCAGUAGUGAAUGUAGGUUGUGGACCAGCUGAAGAACGAGUUCUGCUGACUGGACUUCAUGCUGUGGCAGACAUUUACUGUGAGUGUUGUAAAACAACUCUAGGAUGGAAAUAUGAACAUGCCUUUGAAUCAAGUCAGAAAUACAAAGAAGGCAAAUAUAUUAUUGAACUGGCCCACAUGAUAAAGGACAAUGGAUGGGAAUAGCUGAACUAUUUGUCUCAGACAAAGCUGCUAUUCAGCAGAGAAUGAUUUUACCUUUUUGCUGAGCAUGAAUGAGCACCAAAAAAAAAUAUCUUAUCCAGUUUGUUUUUUUCCUCACUAAAAAGCUAGAAAUAUGAGCGCCUCUUUGCCCCAGUUUUUUUCAAUUUGCUGUAAAUGUUUCCAGUUAAUUCCUGGCAACUAAUGGAUGACAUUUUCAUGUUCGUUAUCAAAUUAAUUUCUCAAAGUACUUGAAUCUCCUUUUAGUCCAAUGUUCUGUGCACUGUUUGAAAUAAUAUUUCUUGAUUUGUGUGGCCUUAUUCCUGGAAACUAAAGAAAAAUGUGAAUCACAGGGAAAAUGACUAUAUUUUUAAUGAUAGACAAUGGUGCAGUGUUUAAUUGAUUGUGAUGCCUCCUAAUAGGAUCAAUAUCAGCUUCAUAGUAACUUCGACUAUAUAAAUUAAGUUUCAGGAAUAUAAUUUUACUAAUAUUUGCAUGAACAAUAUUUUUUUCUUUGGUGGAUAUGAAUAAAUAAUGACAGAUGAAUAAAAAAAAUGAAUACUAUAUUAAUACAUGAAUACUAUAUUAAUACAUGAAUACUAUAUUAAUGCAUGAAGAACAUUUUUGACCCCUUUUAUUUUAAGUCAUAUUCAUUUACUUUAAAAAUGAAAUUUUGCAACAAAAAAGAAAUGGAGGUAAAUUGAAUUUUCUUAAUAUUAAUUGUACUUGGGCAGAUAAAAACCUGUGUGGCAUGAUUCAUUUUUCACUCAGACAAAGAGAAUUUUACUAUAGCGUUAUUUCAGUGGCAAAUUGAGACAAUUACAAUGUAAAAGUAUGUUUCAAUGCAAAAUGACACAUCAAUAUGAAUGACUCCCCAUUCAGUGUACAUCAGUUAAUACUUUCAAUACAUCAGGAAUUUAUUUCGUUCAAGGACAAUUUCUUUGUGGAACUAAAUUUCUAUUUUUUUAAAUAAAUAUUUUGAAAACAAAAAAAAAAAAAGAAAUUUAAAAUAUAUAUAAGGUUAAAAAAGAAAAAUUCCCAAAUGUGCUUUCAAAAGUAAUUACUUAUACUUAUUGACACUCUGAUUUUGUAAACAUAGACGUUAACUAUAAAUGAACACCUAUAAUACACUAUUACCUAUUGUCAUGAUUUUAACUCAUUUUUAUUCAAAGCAUCUUUACCAUUAUAUUAAAUGUUUUCAUGUUGUUGUUUUUACUUGAGAUUGUACUGCUUCAUCUUCUACCAUACCAGUGUUUCUAGUUGUGUAACCUACUUCAUCUCUUUGUUGGCAUCACAGUUCAGUGCUGGCAUUUUUGCAUAUCAUUUUAUUAUGUUUAGAGUUUCAUUUUUCCUCUUUGAACUUAAACAAAUUUUUCUAUUUUUUUUAUUUGAACAUUAGCUAAAAAAAACAAAACAAUGUCAUUAAUUUUAAAAUGGUUAAUACAUAAAUUGUUUUAUUUUAUCUAUAAAUUCAUUAAUUAAUUAAACAUAAAUUACAAAGAAAUAUUUUUUAAAAUGCUAAUACUUUAGGAUUUUGUUAAUUUAAAACUUCUUUUUUUUUAAAGCACUUUGAAAUUGUUAGAUUAUAUUUCUUUUGUUAAGCUCAUACAAAACAACAUCCUUACUCUUACAAAUGAUGAAGUAAGAAAUGACAAAUUGACCUGCCCACUUGUAAAUGUGUAUGAUAUUGUAAACUUUUUUCUCAUUUAUUUUGUUUUUCUUAUGCACAAGGAGGUCAUGUGUUCUCAUUUUUAUCUUGUACAUAGGUUUUUUUUCUUUUUGCUUCUUUGUAUAGAUAUAUUUGGUUCAAAUACUUUCAUUAUAUAUUUUUGUUGAUGUCCUGAAAUUGUUUUUCUUUUCAGUUUUUGGAUGUCAGUUGUUUCACACAUGUUUCAAAACAACUUUCAAUCUGUAGCAUGUCCUUAUCAAUGAAUGAGUCAAUUUGAAUAGAAGAAUCAAGCAGAGCUGCUGAACAGUAUUUGACACAAUUUGUACAACUAAAACAUUAUAGUGACAAAAACAUAAAAUGAUCAUCCAUAUAAAUCAUUAAAAAACGUGGAAAUGUUUUCUCCAAAUUCUAAUUACAUGUCCAUGUUUAUGAUCUAAACAAACAGAAUUUCAAUGGGUGCCUGUCAUUUAAUGAAAUGUCAAGAAAGGCUUUUUUUUUAAAACAGCAUACUAAAUAGGAAGCAUUUUGAUUGUUUGUUUUUUGUAAUAUCCAGUAGAGUAAAACUAAUAAGGCUUGUUUUCGAAUCUAAAGAUUGAGAAAUUCAGUAUUUCUUGUGGCUAGGCAGCCCCCCCCCCCAGCUGUGACCUACAUAUUUUGCCACAACCAGCGCAGACAUAACCAUUAUCCCCCCGUGUUUGAUUUAGAUUCUUUUUUCAUUAUCUGCUUCUGUCCUAGACAGUUUAUUUUCUUUUGGUCUCAAAUAUGUGUCCUGAAGCCUUUCUUAGUAAUCUUCAGCUGUUCCAAAGUUGCCUGCAGCCAGGUGCUCUCAUCUAUGUCUCAGUUAAAGUAAGUUGGCCUGGUCUAUAAAGCAUUUCCUUGGGGCUCCUGUUAUGCUGACCACCAUUGAGCUCACCAAAAAAGACUGCCUUUGGCAUAUGUUCGUGGUCAUAGUGGAUAUGUGCCCAGUCAGAUUAUAAUAGUCUUACCAUACUGGCACUGGCAAGUGGAUUAUUAUUUCUAGUGCGGUCUUGCCAAUAUAUGGAGCGCAGACAUCUUUGGUGAAAAUGUUCAAGAAGUCUUAGUUGCUUUCUGUAUAGCACCCAUGUUUCAGAUCCAUAUAGAAGGGUUGCUUGGUAGACACUUAUUUUUGUAGGCAGGCGGAGCAAUUUAUUCCAUCAAAAUUUCGUCUGGAUGCGUUCAAAAUCACUACUGGCCAUGGCCAGAUCAACUUCCAUUGAAAGAGCUGGGUCAUUUGACACUAGGCUUCCCAGAUAUGUGAAGUGGUCUACUAUGUUAAGGGAGUGUCCAUUUUCUGUGAUCUUUGGGGCUGACUAGGUUUUAUUGGGUGACUUCUGAAACAUGACUCCUGAGGUUUUAGUGAAACCAAAAGAGACGGCUGAGUAUGCAAAUUCAUUGACCAUGAUCAUGUUCAUUGUGAGCUAGUAGGCCACAAUCAUCGGCAUAGAGAAGCUCUGUUAUCACUGAUUCCUUUGUUUUUGUAUGGGACAGUAGACGUCGAAGAUUGAACACAUUGGACUCUUAGCGAAACCUGCCAUAGAUUUAUUUGUACAGCAUGCUACCGCAUUAUGCACAAAGAAGAUAGUGAACAGAGUAGGAGCAAGUACACAGCCCUGCUUCAUGUCAUUUUCUUUUUUGAUCUGACAGGUGUCUAUUCUGGCCUUUUUGUCCCACAUGAAGUUUCUUGAGAAUGGAUAGGAAUGUAGGUGGGCAUCAGAGCCUGGUCUAAAUCCUACAUAAGCCAUUGCAACUGACCAUGUUAAAAGUCUUGGUGAGAUCCACAAUUGCGGUGUAUAGAUAUAAGUUCUUCUCUCUGAUGUACCUCUACCGGCUGUAAAGCCACAUUGACUCUCAGAUAGCACCUCGUCCUCAGUCAAGGAAAACUCAUGCAAAGAUCUUUCCUGUCUCUGUAGUUAAGGCAGUUAGACUUUGUCACCAUUUUGUACAGGGAUAUGAUAAUGGUAUCUCAAAAUUCUCCCAGCAUAGAGCAAACAAGUCUGUUAGCCUCUCAGUUAGUGCAACACCUCCCAUUUUAAAUAUUUCAGCCAGAAGUCCAUCAGAGCCAGGUGCUUUUUAUUUUUUUAGUUUAUGAAUUACAGUUUCAACCUCCUCAAAGGUUGGUGAGUCAUUGAGCUCCUCUCUCAAUUUUCUGAGAAAAAUUUACCUGUGACUCCUCCGAUACAAACCUUUUGUCACCAAAUAUCAAGCUAUAGUUUUCUGUCCAGCAGUUUAGUAUAUCUGCCUUGCUAUUUAAUAGAAUGAAACCAUCAGAGGAUUUUAGCGAUGCCAUAGUCUGGUAAGUUUGACCAUAGGUACAUCGAAGAGACUCAUAGAAAGAGUGUGUGUCAUGAAUAAUCAGCAUGUCUCUGCAUGUUUACAGAUAGUUCAAGCCACCAUUUAUUUUUUAGUUCCCGGAUCUUUAUCUGCAGAGUGUGACAAGAAGCUUUUUAGAGAGAUUUGGCUGCAUUGUCAUUAGGGGUUGCAAGAACAGAACAAUAGCAGUUGUGCUUUUUCUCUAGCAGGUCAUUGUUCUCAUCAAACAAGUCUCUAUUAGGUCUACCCAAUGACUAUGGCUGUAAAGUCCUUAAAUAUCAUAUUUAUCUGGCUCCAGUUACUCACUGGAUCAUCGUCCUAGAACUUUUUGAGAUCAGUCCUCUGAAUUGCUCUUGUAUGCCAGCCAGCCUGUUAACAUUUAGCUUCCUUGCCCUAGAAGAGCCUUUUUUUUUCUGUUCAACUUCAUGGAGAUCUUCAACUUCAUACAAACAAGACAAUGGUCCAUGUUACAGUGGGUACUCAGCAUUACUCUAGUAUGCACAACAUCUUUAACAUCUCACUAGUAUGUAAUCCAACAGGUGCCACCAGAGCUUUGAGCAUGGAUUCAUCCAUGUGGUCUUAAAAUGGCUUUUUUGUUGGAAAUUGUGUUGGUUAUUGCAAGCUUUGCUUCAGAGCAUAGUUCCAACAAAUGUCUGCAGCUGACCAGUAAAGGAUAAUCUAUUUCACAAAAAACUAUUUUUGAUUUACUUAACAAAUUAUUCAACAAAUCACAACAGAUAAAUAACCUGAUUUCAUUUUUUAGUGCCUGAUAAAUACUAAAGUAAAUUUCCUGUUUAUUUAGCUUUGAAGAAAAAUUCCUACCUAAAAAUAAUUUUCAUAAAUACAGUAUGAUAAUUUUUAAACAUCAUUUUUGUUCAUAGUUGUUAGUAAAUAUCAUUUAUUUAUUUUUUGAAUGCUAUAGAAAUAGUUGGCUAUGCAUCCAAAUUUCACAGUGUUAUUUCAUAAUUUAAUAUUAAUAUUUCCAGGCUAUUUGCAAAAAUAUAGCAAAAGCUUUAUUUAGCCUAAUGUGUAUACACCCAUGCUUACUUGUAAAAAAGUGAACUAACGACAUCACAAAAUUCUUUAGUCUGGAUGUACAAUAGGAUGUUUACGUGAUUUUACAUAUAUUUUAAAUAUAAUAGAUAUCGAUAUGUUGGCAAACAUUCUUAAUUUCUGAUAUCUUUUCAAAGAUAUUUCAUUUUAAAAUUUAAUUUUUUGGCCUUGAGCUUUCCAAAAAGACUAACAUUUUGAUUAGGUAUGUAAUUUUUAACAUUGAUUGGCAAAACUUGUAUGCAAAAAUGUUUAGCUCUCAAUAGUUUACCUUUUAUUUAUAAUAUUACUGGCCCAGGCAGAUGCUACUAUAACUUGUAUGCUCGUUCAGGAUCAUGGAUUUAAAACUUGCAUUAGGUAGUCUAUUUAAAAAAAAAAAUUUUUUAAGUAGCAGGAAUAAGUUUGUUUUGAAGACAAAUACUGGUACUCUAUAGUGUCAAACUGUCAGCAUUCAAUUGUCUACUUUGUCAGUAUUUUAUUUUUGUCUUAGUGUUAGAAUCAGUGUCAUUCCAUAUUUAUGACAUUUACUUAUGUGUUUUUUUUUAAAUAUUGUUCAAUGACCAUUUAAAAGUAUGACUGUACAAAAAUAUUAAAUGUGCAUGUGAAAACAGAUGAUUUAAUAGUUAGCAAUUGUAUUUUUUUUUUUUUUGGAGUUGCUUUUUUUAUUUUUAACUGCUAGAUAAUUGUUAGACAACUCAAAGAUCUGUCUGCAAACAUUAACAAGAAAUUGUAACAAUACAUCAUUAGAGUACAUCAAGAAGUGUUUUUUUUUUAUUUAUUUUUGUUGUUUAAAAGAAAGCAAAAUGCCAUUGAAGAAAUAAUCAAAAUCUUUUCAGUUCAGCAUUUUGUGCAAUUUUGUACCUCAUAGAAAAUUUUAUAGCAUGAAGUCACUAUCACAAAUUUCUGAUCCUAGUGUGACCUUACUUGGCUACAGGGGCUGAUAGAAUACUAUUUGAUUUCACCUUUUUUUUAAUUUUUCUAUUUAAAAAAUUACUGGCAAUAAUGUUGAAAUCUGACCAGCAAUAGAAUUGUAUGAACCUUUUUUUUAGGUUAAAGUGUUCAAAUAUCUGCUACUCUUAAGAAAUAUUUAUUUUAUAAACUCAAUAAUAUUUUUUAUAAAAGGAAUUACUAAACUAAACAUUUGAAAAAAAAAGACCUUAUCAAAUAAAGCUAAAUAUUUAAAGGAUUUGUAUUAACAACCAAGUUGUUUUUUUUAAAGGUCAAUUUUAUUUAUUAGCAACUUAAGUUUUCAAAACAAAUAUUGGCUUAGAAAACUGUGCCUUACCUUAACUUUCAAAAGAUUUUUUUUUCUAAUCAGUUUAUUGUUGUGGGUAUGGUUCAGAUUGUUCCUGUUUUUUUUGUGUGUUUUUGUUUUUUUUACUUUUUUUUUAUUUGUUCUUUUGUUUUUAAAAUCACUAGAAAAAUUAAAUUCUUAAAAGUAACAUAAGGUUAUUAAUAUCAUCAUUUUUUUUUUCCUGUAUACUUACUGUCACUUGUCUGAAAAACCUCUUCUGUUAUAAUAGUCUUAACCCUUUGUUUCAGUAGAAUAAUUUCUAUAUUACUGUUUCUAUUUAAGUUUUAAAUCCACAUGUAAUGUCCAUAGUUCAAUGAUGUUUUUAGUUGGAACUAGAUGAGUUUAUCCAGCAAUUUCUUUUUCCUUCUUUAUGUCUUCAUCUUUUUCCAGUCAAAUCUGUGUAAUGAGUAAUGUUUAACAAGGCCAUUACUGGAAGACAAACAAAAAAUGUUUAUUUUGUGUAAAACAAGUUAUCAGCAUUGUUUAUAUUCUAGAUUGCUAGAAAUGCUACUAAAAAAAGUUUUCUGUCAGAUUUCAUUCUGUAAAACAAUGUGUUUAUAAAUAUGGUGUGAUUUUGAAGAAACAAAAAGUUCCUCUUGUGGGAAAGGUGGGGUGGAAAAUGUUUCACGUUGCAGCUAUCCAUUUGACUUGGCGAAUUAAACUACAAUUCUAUCAUCAACUCAUUUAUGACAUUAAAAUGUUUUUCUUUUCUAUGAAUUUUUGAGAAGUGUUUGUAUAUUGAUACAUUCUUGUUUUUAUGUUCAUCCAUAUUUUCAUCAAGAAAACAUUUCAAUAAUAUUGUCAUUAUAUGUUAGAAAUGUGUUGCUAUUCUAAUGCUGUGUGAAUAACAUAUUAUAGAUUCUGUCAAGCUAAGUGUCUAUCCCAUAGCUUUAGAGCUACUUAUAAGUGUAUUUUUGUUGUUAUUUUAUUUUUUCAAAAAAUGACCUGAAUUUAAAUAUUAGAGAAUAGGCCAUAUCUAGACCAUUGAUAAUUGGAGUGACAGCUCAUCAGAUUAAAAGACAAACUUUUAAAAAAUGUAUGGUUGUUUUAAACUAAUUGUGGCGUAAAUUUUGAAAGUUAAAAUCUUGUUUGGAACAGUGGUUUGAUAGCUGGAUGACUUCACAUAGAUUGCAGUUUAUAUGCCAGAUAAAUACUGUGUUUUCCAUAGAUAGAAGCAAGGUAAAUUCCAUUAUGUAUAUAAAAAAGUUAACAAUGAUGCACCCACAAGAUAACAAGAUUAGUAAGAUGAAAGGGUUAAUUGAUUACAAGGUUUUGUAUAGGUUGGCUUGAUUCUAUAUAGAUUUAUUAAAUAUGUGUCAAAUAUUUGAAACAUAUAUGACAUGGGUAUUGCUGGUAUUGACAGCAGGUGAAACCUAAUUAUUAAGUCAAGAUAAAUAAAUACUUUAUCCCAAAUUUCUUUCAGUCAAGCUUAUUGGAUAGAUUUAAUAAUUCUUGGCACAGGUAAAAAUUAUUUGAAUUUAUUUAAUUUGUAAUUAAUGGCGAGUUCAAACUCAAUAUAAUAAACAGUUCUUUUAUUAUAUUGAUGAAAUGUCUAAACCAUGAGGCCACAUGGAUACAGAAACAGUGUACAAACUAGGGGUACACAGAGAAGGUUUUGUUUUGUUUUCAAAUGACGUGUUUACUUUUGUAAUAGGUAACUUAUAUAUGUGUGUGGUUUGUUUAUUUCUGUGUAUCUUUGUGAUUUUAAGGAAUAGGAACACGACAGUUUGCAUUUGGACAGAUUGGUUCUGGGAGCCAUUUUCUCCCUAGUAGGCCAAGUCAUGUAGUUGUUGAUGGUGUACUACCUUGUAUAUAGUGUCUUCUUAUAAUGUCAAUGGAAAUUAAAGUACACUUACACUAAUACA
Messenger RNA from Biomphalaria glabrata, 9132 nucleotides. RefSeq names its product protein yippee-like 1. Lineage: Eukaryota; Metazoa; Mollusca; Gastropoda; Planorbidae. The coding region runs from base 582 to 929 and encodes 115 amino acids. The transcript has 5 exons. The record is from RefSeq and is a predicted model, not a curated record.